Tricharina praecox is the source of this 1782-nucleotide messenger RNA. RefSeq names its product RNA polymerase II-binding domain-containing protein. The coding region runs from base 289 to 1566 and encodes 425 amino acids. Gene Ontology annotation, biological process: mRNA 3'-end processing. The transcript has 5 exons. Gene Ontology annotation, molecular function: RNA polymerase II C-terminal domain binding. Lineage: Eukaryota; Fungi; Ascomycota; Pezizomycetes; Pezizales; Pyronemataceae. The record is from RefSeq and is a predicted model, not a curated record. Gene Ontology annotation, cellular component: RNA polymerase II, holoenzyme.
CGCACAACAACACGUCUUCCCUUGAAGUCAAAGAAGAACAAAAGACAGAGGAACUACGAAGAGAGAUAUUACCCAGGCAGAGGAGCUACGCACCACCGCAGCGCAACUUUUUCCCUUCGUAGCUCUAGUCUUUGAUCUCUCAAACCCCAAGAAGAGACUGUAAACAAAACCCGCCCCAAAAGCCUUUGCCGCUCGCCCGCUCUACGCGUUCCUGGAUCACCUCUACCACCACUACAAUAAUCAUCGGAACCACCAAUCUCAGAUCACGAAACGCCCCCCCAGUCCAGCAUGAGUUCAUCUUACACCGACGAAACUGUGCGUUCGAAGUUGUCGGCGCUCAACGACUCCCAAGAUGCGAUUGUGGCUGUUGCGCAGUGGAUCAUGUUCCACAGGCGACAGGCAAAGCGCUCGACAGAGUUAUGGUUCGAGAGGGUCAAAGAAUCAUCCGCCCACAGGAAGCUUAUGCUUAUUUACCUCGCUAAUGAAAUCAUCCAGCAGUCGAAGGCGAAGAACAAGCCCGAGUUCGGUAACGCUUUUACACCGCUCAUCGCCGAUGGAACCGCAGCCGCAUACGAUGGUUGCAAGCCGGAUAUUCAGGAUAAGAUGAGGCGAGUGGUUCAGGUCUGGAGGGAGAGGAACAUCUUCAAGCCCGAGGUUCAGGCGGAGAUUGAGACGAAGAUCGAGGCUAUCGACCGAAAAACAUCCGGUGCUUCGAAGGGUGGUCUCGGCGGAGGUCUGAAGCUCGGCACCGGCUUCCUGGGCGCGGGAGGACUAGGCAAAGGCCCCGAUGUGCCGCUUGAAUUCGUGCCUCUCCUCAAGACACACAAGGAGAUCCGCGACAAGGCCUCAACGAUCGCCAUUACGACUGGCACCGCCAAGAACGAAUUUCACAAGCAAUUCGAUGUCGAGCAGCUCCCGGCACCCCCGGUGUAUGCCGCCAGGCUUUCUACACUUCUCAAGACCCUCGACACUGCGGAUAAUGCGGUCAAAGGUGCCAUCGAGGCCCGCAAAUCUCAUAUCCGCAACAUCGAGAGGUUGCUGGAACAGAGCAAGGCAGCAUUGGCCAAGGACGAGCAGGUGGCCCUGGAUCUUGCAGAGAAGCGAGCAAAGGCUGAGGAGACUAAGGCAUCCGUCGAGAAUCUGAUCAUGAAGGAUCUUGAAGAGAAUCCCAGCGGUGGAGAUGGGUCCAGAACACCAAGGGAAGAAAGUCCCGAGGAGCUCAGAUCCCCGGAAAUCGAAGCCUUGACUCCACCGGCCCAGAUUAUGCACGAGCCUGAGCCGCCCACCCCCGCAAGCGAGCUUCAUCAUCGUCACUCAAUCGCUCCUGCUGCACCUCCCUAUCCGGCCGAGUUCCAUGCUGGAGCUUCCGAAUUGUUGGCCAGUCUAGCUGCGCCGCUCAACAACAACGGCUCUGGUCUCAAGAGAUCUCCGUCCGACGAUGCCAACAUGUUUGAGGGCAUCGACGAGGAUCUCGUCAACAUGUUUAAAAAGGAAGGCGCCCAGCAGCAACAGCAGCAGAAGAGGCAGAAAUUUGAGCCACAGGGUGACGACGAGUAUGUCCCGUAACGGCGUGAGCAAUCUCGAUUUCGUACAUGUAUGCAUACGGAUGAACACAUUUUCGCGAGUAAUUCAGUGUUCAGAUCUAUGGAGAAUUGGAAAACGAUUUUGUUUCAGGGGUCCUUUGUUGAUGUUUCCUUAGUUUUCAGUUUUACACUUCGGUGCGGGAAUUUGGGUGUACUUUUAGCGGCCACAAUACGAUUCAUAAAUGAGCAAAUUAUCCCC